Rattus norvegicus (Norway rat) is the source of this 2599-nucleotide messenger RNA. RefSeq names its product DNA polymerase epsilon 3, accessory subunit (gene Pole3). The record is from RefSeq and is marked provisional. Gene Ontology annotation, cellular component: nucleus; chromatin. Bases 14 to 451 code for a protein of 145 amino acids. Lineage: Eukaryota; Metazoa; Chordata; Mammalia; Rodentia; Muridae. The transcript is spliced from 4 exons. Gene Ontology annotation, molecular function: protein heterodimerization activity.
CCAAGCGGAGGCAAUGGCGGAGAGGCCUGAGGACCUAAAUCUGCCCAACGCCGUCAUUACCAGGAUCAUCAAGGAGGCGCUACCGGACGGUGUCAACAUCUCCAAGGAGGCCCGAAGCGCCAUCUCCCGCGCGGCCAGUGUUUUCGUUUUGUAUGCCACAUCCUGUGCCAAUAACUUUGCAAUGAAAGGAAAGCGCAAGACUCUCAAUGCCAGUGAUGUACUGUCAGCCAUGGAAGAGAUGGAGUUCCAACGGUUCGUAACGCCAUUGAAAGAAGCGCUAGAAGCAUACAGGCGGGAGCAGAAAGGCAAGAAGGAAGCCUCAGAGCAAAAGAAGAAGGACAAAGACAAAAAAGAUUGCGAAGAGCAGGACAAAAGCAGAGAGGAGGAGGAUGAAGAUGAAGAAAGACUGGAUGAGGAAGAACAGAACGAAGAGGAGGAGGUAGACAACUGACUGGAGAGAGUGGGCAGACUCUGACACGGUGGAAGGGACCCUCAGAUACUGAGAUGUGUUUAUGUGAAGCCUCUCCCUGCAAGGCAGAGCCAUCUUCCGCAACGGUGCCUGAGAUCAAAAUAAAAACUGACCAGAAAGAUCAAAGCUAGCUAGCUCUUCCCAAACUCAGAGCGUCUGAGUUACAGAAACCAGCUUUGCUUCAUCAGUCUGCAGGUUAUGCCUUAUUAGUGUAAGGGAUUCCGAAUGACUACAUAGUUUGGUAUUGCUUGUUUACUUAAAGUGUAUAGCUAGCUAGUUUUUGAUCCUAUUUCCCUGCUCCUCCAAAAAAGUAAUAACAUGUUUCUUGCUGCGUUCCAAGUUGCAGAGUUGCUAACCGGUCAGGGGGAAAUGGGGCUUGGACCAUGGUCACCCUGUUUGACUGUACAGUAAUUGACAAUAGAUAUUAAUGCUCAGAAUGGUUGCUCUUUAGGAAAUGACUAAAAAGCUGUGAGAGAAUAAGGAAAUCUCCUCACUCGAUGGUAGCAUUGCUUGGCUUCUGGCUUUCUACACUUAGCUUUGUAGUCCUGUAGUGACUGUAGAUGCCCAGUGCUCUGGUGUGGCUCCACUCCUAAGACAUAUACUCUUAAAUUCUGAGUGUUGGUUAGAAUCUGUCAAAAAAGGGUGCCAACUCCCCACCCCCACCCCCCCAGAGAUGAGGAUUGAACUCAGGGCCUUGCUAGGCAAGCGCUCAACCACUGAGCUAAAUCCUCAACCCCAAGGGUGCCAAUUCUUAAAAGCAGGUGGCUUAAACUUGGCGGUAACUCAGUGCCUGCCACUGUAGAACCUAGUGCCACCUCUUGGAAGGUAUAAAAUCCCAGAUUGUCUCUUCUCUAGUCCACCUCUCAGAUGAUGGCUGCUGCUUUUUAUCCCCUGAACUCAUAGCAAGUUCCAGAGACUUUAUCUCCUCCAGGCACAGCCUUUCUGUCUCCAUCUCUCCCGCCUCUGCUUCCCAGCCCUGCUUUCUCCUCCUCUUAUUCAUUUCAUCUUCUAGUCUAGGGACUCUGAUAAAGUGCAAGGUCCUCAGAUUGUUUCCUCAUCUCCUGUCUUUUAAAGAGACUUGAGAAGCACCUCUGACCCUGAAGGUGAGAGAAACGGUGCUCAGGAAUGUGGCACCACUGCUGCAGCUUUGAGCGUGCCUGUUGGCCUUUCUUUUCCCCAUUUAGUGCUCCAAGCACUUUCUCUGUCUUAGUUGUGCACAUGAGGCUGACAGGUAAUGUAAUAUAGUUGAACACUGUUAACUAGUCAGGGAAAUACAGGGAAGAGUUUGUUGAAAGUGACUGGAGACUGUUGAGAAGAUUUUAAUGCUUUCUACAAAUAAAUUCUUGUUUAAAUGAUGACCCACACAAUGUACUUUUGGAAAGGACUCACCAAGACACCCCUCUUUUACCCCCUAACCUCAGCACACAUACAGAGUCCUGUGUCUUCUUGGGUUACCAGCAGGUGAAUAAGUAAUCACAAUUUAAGGGCACUGCUCUUCCUGAGAUUCUCCUGGUUACUUUGUAUAUCUCACUAGCUCCCACUUCCUAAGCUCUUCCAGUGUCUAGCAUUGUUCUAAGUGCUUUCAAGUAUCAAUUCCUAUCCAUAGAUGUUGCCUCUAUUAGCUCUCAACCACAGCUCUGUAUCUCCAGUACACACAGUUCUCAAGUCAUAUUCACAAAGAACCCCAGUGGUCCUUUGGUUUAUAGGCUUUUUCCUUCACAGCAGAAACAUUGUUUAAUUCCCAUAAGCACAGUGCUAGACCUACUCAAGUCCCAUUUAUAAUCCUGUGAUUUCCUUUGAACUCAGUUUCAAAUGUAUAACUAUAUGCCAAGUAGAUCUUCCUAGAAUAUACCUUUGCUUUCAGUGAGAUCAAAUCCAUAGUUAAACCUGUUAUUCAAGGCUUGUGUAAGAAGGGCUUACCCUACCAUCUAAUCUCCACUCUAAGGCUGUCAAGAAUUGGAAGGGGCUCAGUCACAGAGCACUUGCCUAGCAUGUUCAAACAAAACAAAAACCAAACUCUUCCAUGUCUCGGGUUUGUCCUGCCCAAUCGCUUAACUAUAACAUUCUAAGAGAAACCUUUUCUGGGAAUGGAGGUUUGGAUUUAAAAGUAAAGAAUUCAACAUCUGGAAA